UUGGAGAGCAGGGUCCCAAUCCGGAGCAAGAUGAGUCUGAGUCGCUGACCGGGUCCAUGCCUCUGGGUCAAGCAGCGGCACACAAAAUGAGGGACGCACCAGCACCACCCCUCGACUGCGGGGUUGCUCGCAAAACGCCCGAGGAAGAAUCACAACCGCUGAACACGAGAGAGGACACUUAUAUCUCCCUCUUCCAGUGGUGGAUAGCCGGGAUCCGUGGUGUUCAAUAAUACCGACUCUCCCUUUUUUUCUCUUUUCAUUUCUGCUCUUCUCUUCACCUUCUUCCCACGCUUGGGCGCCAUACACAUACUCGUUACUCAUUCGCAACAACAGUGACUAAACUACCAUCACAAUGGCUCCUCAAGCACAACUCCCCUUCACCCUCAACGACCCGGACCUGUUCCACACGGAGUCCUACGUACACGGUGAAUGGGUUGGCUCUAAAUCCGGCAAGCGCUUUGAAGUCGUCGACCCAGGCACCGACAAGGCAUGGGCAUCAUGCCCUGACAAUGGAGCCGAAGACGUAGACGCAGCAAUCCAAUCAUCCCAGCGGGCAUUCAAAGAAUACAGCAUUUUGAACCCGCGCAAACGAGCCCAACUGCUCCUCAAAUGGCACGAAUUGAUCACGGCCGCGAAAGACGACCUGGCCAAGAUCUUGACCUACGAAACCGGCAAACCGUUGGCCGAAGCAUACGGCGAACUCGACUACUCUUUGGGGUUUACAUGGUGGUUCGCCGGCGAAGCGGAGCGAAUCACCGGAACAGUGAGUGUGCCCGCGGCGCCGAAUCGACGGACAUUCGUGAUCAAGCAGCCGAUCGGGGUGGCUGUUGCUCUUGUUCCAUGGAAUUUCCCCAUCGCCAUGAUCCUGCGCAAAGCAGGCGCGGCAUUCGCGGCCGGUUGCACAAUGGUAGUCAAGCCGUCCCCAGAAACACCAUUGACAUGUUUGUCUCUUGCUCACCUGGCGACCAAAGCCGGGUUCGCACCCGGUGUGUUCAAUGUUCUCACGACAAGUCUGGAAAACACCCCGCCGCUCAGCGAAGCGAUGAUUCUCCAUCCGCUCGUAAAGAAAGUGACGUUUACGGGAUCCACGCGCGUCGGCAAAUUGGUCGCGGGUCUAUGUGCCAAGGGACUCAAGAAAUGCACCCUUGAACUAGGCGGUAAUUGUCCUUUUAUUGUCUUUGACGACGCCGAUCUCGACCAGGCGCUCGCGCAGUUCAUGGCUCUCAAAUGGCGCCAUGCCGGCCAGGCCUGUAUCACCGCUAACAGACUCUAUGUCCAGAGUGGUGUGUAUGAGAAAUUCACGAAUAUGUUGGUUGAAAAGACCAAACAGACGCUCAAGGUUGGCCAUGGUGCCGAAAAGGGAACUACCAUGGGUCCCGUCACGACGCCACGGGGUCUCGCAAAGGCAGAGGAACAGGCUCAGGAUGCAGUCAAGAAGGGCGCGAAACUUGUCCUGGGCACGGGUAAACCGUAUAAGAAUGCUACUGCUCAAGAGGGUGCUGGCGAGGGUAAAGGUGUCGGAGGGUAUUUCAUGGACCCGACGAUUCUUACCGAUAUGAAGCCCGAUAUGUUGCUCAGCAGAGAAGAGACUUUUGCUCCGGUCACGGGGAUUUUCAAGUUCGAGACCGAAGAAGAGGCCGUCCGCAUGGCGAAUGACACUUCGAUGGGUCUGGCUAGUUAUGCUUUCACAAAGAAUGUCGACCGCCUGUGGAGAAUGUUUGAGAAUUUGGAAGCUGGCAUGAUCGGUUUGAAUACUGGAAACUCUUCCGCGGCCGAGUCCCCCUUCGGCGGUAUCAAGGAAUCCGGGUACGGCAAGGAGUCUGGCAAGGAGGUUGCUGUGAACGAAUACCUCAUUUCAAAGACUGGCACUUUUACCAUCGACGGACAAUAUUGAUAACUUAACCACAACAAGUCUUACACCAGCUGAGAAAACUCGGGGCUACGGCAUCAACGGUGAACCGCGAAACCAGGACGCCGAUGGGAAACCAAAUUAGAUAAGCCCAAAGAGCGGUACCGAAAAUUUGAAAAUUAAUGAAAUGCGCUUUUAAGCUUUUCCACAUGAAAUCAGGCCUGUGCACGGCUCAGAUGAAUUUCCGAGAGGAUAUUCGUGAACCUGCGAGAAAGACGACCUUUCGCAGAGACGCUCGUCGUUCUGUAGACAGUAUUCCAAUCGUACAAACGUUGAAUCACCUC
This is a messenger RNA of Exophiala dermatitidis NIH/UT8656, 2193 nucleotides long. Its product is annotated as succinate-semialdehyde dehydrogenase. The record is from RefSeq and is a predicted model, not a curated record. Bases 353 to 1894 code for a protein of 513 amino acids. Gene Ontology annotation, molecular function: succinate-semialdehyde dehydrogenase (NAD+) activity. NCBI's taxonomy places the organism in Eukaryota, Fungi, Ascomycota, Eurotiomycetes, Chaetothyriales, Herpotrichiellaceae. The transcript is spliced from 2 exons.